AUGUUUCAGCUUAGUGACGACAGUUCAUCUUCUUCGGAAGAAUACCAUACCGAGUUGGUGGCCGUUCAUGUUCCAAAUGAACGUCAUCAAUCUCCAUCUCACAUUAUUCAAAUGGAUUAUCAACAAGAAACAGAAGCACCUGCACUUGUUCCACCAACUGUACCUCGUUCUCAUAAACGAUCAUCAAUUGCCAAGAAAAAGCGAAAUCAAAAAACUAGUCGUCGCCACCGAGCAAAUCGCUACAAUUACGAAAUAAUACGUCCAGCAAACAUGAAGAUUACAUCAAUUAAAAAAUUACUACGGGAAAAUCAUAUUAAAUAUACUAAUAUCCAUGUGGUUCAUUCAGUACUUUAUAUUGGUGUCAAGUCUGAUGGUCAUAAACGUUUAUAUGAACAGUUAUUGCCCUCCCAUAUGUUUGUCUGA
This is a messenger RNA of Rotaria sp. Silwood1, 423 nucleotides long. Lineage: Eukaryota; Metazoa; Rotifera; Eurotatoria; Philodinida; Philodinidae. The record is from the annotation of a GenBank genome assembly.